Molecule: messenger RNA, 711 nt
Organism: Oncorhynchus nerka (sockeye salmon)
Lineage: Eukaryota; Metazoa; Chordata; Actinopteri; Salmoniformes; Salmonidae
Product: myosin regulatory light polypeptide 9
Exons: 4
Coding region: 108-629 (173 amino acids)
Biological process (GO): platelet aggregation; myofibril assembly
Cellular component (GO): cytoplasm; myofibril; stress fiber
Molecular function (GO): calcium ion binding
Source: RefSeq, a predicted model, not a curated record
GCUGCCUGCUUCCCUUCCAACUAAACAGUGAGACCCAGACAAAGAGCUAGGAGGACUCCUGAAACAACUACUAUUCCCUUGAAGCCAAGGCCAAUCCAACCGCCACCAUGUCGAGCAAACGCGCAAAGGGGAAGACCACCAAGAAGCGCCCCCAGAGAGCCACGUCCAACGUGUUCGCCAUGUUUGACCAGUCUCAGAUCCAGGAGUUCAAGGAGGCUUUCAACAUGAUCGACCAGAACCGAGAUGGCUUCAUCGACAAGGAGGAUCUGCACGACAUGCUGGCCUCACUAGGUAAGAACCCAUCUGAUGAGUACCUGGAGGGGAUGAUGGCUGAGGCGCCGGGGCCCAUCAACUUCACCAUGUUCCUCACUAUGUUUGGAGAGCGCCUCAACGGCACCGACCCCGAGGACGUCAUCCGCAAUGCCUUCGCCUGCUUCGAUGAGGAGGGCUCUGGGGUGAUCCACGAGGACCACCUGAGGGAGCUGCUGACUACCAUGGGUGACCGCUUCACCGACGAGGAGGUGGACGAGCUGUUUCGCGAGGCGCCCAUCGACAAGAAGGGCAACUUCAACUACGCCGAGUUCACUCGCAUCCUCAAACACGGCGCCAAGGACAAGGACGACAUGUAGAGAGACAGGCGACUGCCUCGCGGCCCACACACAUACAGUGCUUUCUAGCUGGGAUGGACUCCUCUUCAGUGAGUUUUAUUGU